This is a messenger RNA of Leptosia nina, 342 nucleotides long. Lineage: Eukaryota; Metazoa; Arthropoda; Insecta; Lepidoptera; Pieridae. The record is from the annotation of a GenBank genome assembly.
AUGACUCCAGUUACAGAAGACCAUAGAAUUUUCGCAGAUCUUGACCCGUACACAGGCACAGUGAUUCGAGGAAGCAAGAAGGCUCAAUUCAAUGUUUUUAUGCGCCCGGUCACCGACAUAGCUGCGACAGAAAAUCUCCGCACUACGCUAAUGCCAAUAUUCUGGGUAGACGAGGGAAUGUCGCUGCCAGAAGACCUCUCGAACAUGAUCAAAAGUAGACUGUUAGGUUCUUUAAAUUUAGUUAGUAUAUUUAUACCGAUAUUGAUUUCUUUGAGCGGCGUCGUCGCCAUCGUCGGCUUUGUGCUCAUCAUUUGGGCGAAGAGACGAGCGAAAAGCUUCUAA